Molecule: messenger RNA, 3720 nt
Organism: Phycodurus eques (leafy seadragon)
Lineage: Eukaryota; Metazoa; Chordata; Actinopteri; Syngnathiformes; Syngnathidae
Gene: ved
Product: ventrally expressed dharma/bozozok antagonist
Exons: 3
Coding region: 2645-3619 (324 amino acids)
Biological process (GO): central nervous system development; spinal cord motor neuron cell fate specification; neuron projection morphogenesis
Cellular component (GO): nucleus
Molecular function (GO): sequence-specific double-stranded DNA binding
Source: RefSeq, a predicted model, not a curated record
ACGUGAAGAUCGUGUCCGUGAUUUGUCACGCGUGCUCGUUACGGUCUGCUUGCAUCGGGCCGAGUGGGGCAAUGAGCCGCCAAAUCAGAUGAAGCUGUCGCAUUUUGACUGCGAGAAUAUGACCCUGGACUUCACUCUUGGAGGAGCUUUUAGUACUUGGACAGUUUUGCCUUCCAAGUGCAUCAGUAGGUUAGAGGUUAAAGGAUCCUGAGAGUACUACCCUCUGAGCAAGGUCUUCUUAUAGCACCGAUAAAUGACGCCACAACUACAUUUGGACGUUGGGAGUGCCAGUGGUCCUGAGACUGCGAUGUUCCUCCCGAAGUUCCUCGUUCCUGCUUAAGUAAAGUUCAAUUCCUGUGGCUGAAACGAGAGUAUUGCCUUCGUCGUCUUUGAAAGUAUUUGCCACGCAAACGACUGAAGCGUCAGUCGUUUGCGUGGCCUGCUGUUAACGACCUCAUUAACCUCAAAAUGGCAGCCUCGCAUCAAAGCGGCGUCGCGCCUCACACGUCCUCGACCUUUUCUGCGUCUUUUUGAAAUAUUUCAGACACAACAUAUACUCGUCACGUCAAAAAAACGACGACGACGACAAAAACAGAUGCCGCCUUUCCCCGCAGACGAGACGCCGACUUCCUCUGUCGCCGUCGAGCCGUCGUCUCGGCUUUUCACACCCCGAAUUGCCGACGCGGCGCGAGCGAUGCGCAGACGGCCCCCGGAGACCGUCUGUCUGCGUGCGUGCGACUUCACACGCCGCCACACCCGCGCUAGCGGCCUCGAUGUUAGCAUCGGCGACACCCGAUGGCGCUCCCGAUGAUCCUCGAAACAAACGUGACGCAAUCGGGCGCAUGUUCGCUGUCAUGCUUUUAACUUCGCUUUUAAGCCUCCUUUGAUGUUUUGUUAACGCUUUGACAUUUAAAAUGCUAGGGGGGGAAAAUGGGAUGAAUCUUUGACUUUUCUAAAUUUUAAUACAUUUUAUAUACUUAUUGUCACAAGAACUGUUUUCUGUAUUUAUUGUAUCUAUUAUUAUUCUUAUUUUAUGUAUGAUUUAUUUUAUUAUUCAAUAUGAUUAUACUUGUAUAUUAUAUUUUCUAUAUUCUUAUGAGCAUUUUGAUGGUGAAAUGUCCCAUUGACCCGGGAAGAAACAUAAGAUGGUUGAAAUUGCCCCUAAAUUGCCCCUUCCUCACCACAACCUGCGACUGCAUCAUUCAGUUUGAUUUAAGUGCAAAUAAAUGAUCAUGUCCAGAAAAAAAAGUAUUUUCACAUUGGAAUUAAAAAUAACGAUAAAACAAUGUAAAGAAUAUUUACGAUAAAGCUUGUUUUGCUUCUUAUUUUCAGUAUGUUUUUAAAAUAUAUUUCGAUUUUGUAUGGUAUAGCUUAUGUUUAUAGGAUAUAAUUCACAGUCCACUCAUUCGCAUUUUGACACACAUGCGCACAAUUUUCCAAUAUUCCCUCCCAAAGUAUAUUUCUUAUUAAAAAAAAAAAAAACAUUCUGUAAGAAAGAAACAAAUGAUCUCGUUUAAACCAGUCGACGACUUUUCCCAGUUUUACUUCCUGUUUGUUGCGGGUCAAAUUGAGCCAAAGUCAGAAGUGGUUUUCCUCAUGUGAACCUUGGCUUAAUGACUCCAAUCAACUCUUACCAUGAAAAUGGCUCAUUUCAUAUAUUUGUGUUCAUAAUAAGAUAAGAAGUAUAUUGGGAUUUUGACAUUUCGGAGACUUUUGGAUAAUUAAACACACCCGGCCGGCCGGGGUCAAAUUGACUGCGUAAGAUUAUUCCUGCUUCUCAGAAACAACAGAAGACGCUCACGAGGUUCAAAGCUUUUUAUAAUGACAUCGAAUCCUCGCUUACUUGUGACGAUGUCACUUUCAGUUGGGCUAACGUAGAUGAACCCUCUAUUUAUGUUGCCGGCCGACAUCAAAAUAUACGCUCACGCUUUGCUUUUUUUUUUUUGUAUCAUCCAACUAAAACUCGUGUCAGCUUAACCACAGCCACGAAGCUCAAGUGUGCGCGCGAGUGUGAGAGAGGGGACGUCGGGAGUGUCCGAGGGGGCCGAGGUGUGUUUGCGUCCGUAACGAGUAGCGAGCAGGCCCGGUGAAGAGACGAAAGGGCCCGAAUGGAGCCCACCAAAGGGCGGGCGGGCGGGCGGGGGGCCAAUUUGCUCCCACGGACGUACGCCCCAACGGAGACAAAAGCGCAGACCAAACGUGAGAAACGGCAACAUUUAAAGGGCCAGAACACCCAAAAGAACAAAAGCAUUUGGAAGAGUCCGCUUUGUCGUCGUGAAGCGCGACGCCGAUAAAAAUCGGCGUCCUUUGAUGUCGGAGCCGCUAGGACUUGCCAGAAAGCGAAGAGUUCAAAGGGACGCUGGGCUUCCUGAGCGCGGGCGGACCCGACCGCGUGGCCGCGUUUCUCUGUUCUUCGUGUACCGGUGCUUUCAUCAAGAACGGUAAAAAGAAAACAUCGGAAUGAGCAGUUCUACGAGUAAACGUCUCCCAUGCUGAAACAGCCACGCACGCGGAAAGUCCUAUUUUCAAAACCUUGUUGCUGAUUUCGCAAUUCCAAAUGGCGGCGGCCCGCUGACCCGCGCUUUCUUUUCAUGACGAGAAAGACAAAAGUGCGUGACAGUAAAUCCGAACGGCCUUCUUAAAAAUGGCGAGAGCUGCGCAAUUGACGUCCGACAACUCUACGGCUACUGGCGCAGAAGUGAUCCCAACUGCUCAUUCGAGCCGUUACACUCGUCUUUAUACGAUCGUAAUCGCGGUAAAGACGUGCUAUAGUUGCACUUUCACAAAUUCGUAUCGCAGGAAAAAAAACAUUCAUUUUGUUGUCUGCUAUUGCGGGGAUGCAAAAUGGCCGCCUCAUCCUGGCACUUCAGCGCGCAGAUCUCUCUGGUGUAUUGCGGCAACGUCACGAGGCUCGACAAAAAGUUUGUCAAAGACGUCAAAAAAAACAAACAAAACUCUUUGGACGCUAACGCGCAUUUGUGUUCAUUUUCAGGGAAAGGGACAACAUUUCAAUAUAUCGAAAAAUGGAAAUCUGCAAACUUCAUUUGGGCCGCUUGAUGCUUCCGAGGCGGAUUUCAGCAGCGGCGCGGAAGAGGAGACGUCGGGCUACGAGAGCGAGCGCUCGCUCUCGCCGCCGCCGGCGGCCCGCGACGCCGCCGCGGGGAGGCGGCCGCGCACGGCCUUCACGGCGGAGCAGAUCGGCAGCCUGGAGCGAGCCUUCAAGAGGAACGCCUACCUGGGCACGCGGGACAAGGCCGAGCUGUGCGAGAAGCUCCGCCUCUCCGACAAACAGAUCCGAAACUGGUUCCAGAACCGCCGCAUGAAGCUGAAGAGGACGGCGCAGGACGCCCUGGCGCACGCGUGGCAGGCCAGCGCCGCGUCGCACUUUGCGCACUACCCCGCCGAGCUGCGGGCGUACCGACCGGCGGCGUACGGCCGCUACCGCUCGCCGGCGUCGCCGCCCCGAGACGCCUCCGCCGCCGCCUUCGCUCGCCCGCCGCACGACGUCCAGUACGCCUCGGUCGCCUUGCCGCUGGACUCGCUCUUCCAAUAUGGCGCCGCGCCCCCUCCUCCUCUCCCCCUGGCGGGGUCCUACCCGGCGUACCCGCCGUACUACUGACGGCCGUUUUGUCUCGUCGGCCUCCCCGGACGGCGGUGCCGUUCCAGGUGUGCAAUAUCCUGGGCGUGUUCGUAAAAGUCGCCACGGCCCUCUUCAAAUGG